ACCGUCGACUUGAAUCUUAGACCUCACUUCGCUCGGUCAAUUAUUAUGUCUAUUAGGUUCGUAAGUCACCAAGGGCUACAGUGAUGAGCUCCUUGAACUCAUAUACUUCCCAUAAUAACUUAUGUACUUCUCAUUGAGCCAAUGCUGACUUGACUCCCAUUUCAGGAAGCAAAUGAAACCCAGAAACAAGCUCUCGUACUGCAGUCAGUAUUCAAAACCCGCUAAAACGUCCGCAAUCGAUUUAGGAAGUGAGUAAAUUGGAAGCUGAAAAACCAACAGAACUCGGCACUCAGUGUGAUAUCAUCCCUUGCCACCCCAGGAUCUCUAUUACCUGUAGCCGAGUCAUCUAUCAUCGCUUCGGCAAUGAUCGGGCACCCUCGGCAAUGAUCGGAGGGUAGUUACCGACCGGGAGUCUCCCUUCCCGAGAGCCCAACCCGGCCUCAGUCGAGAGCGGGACGUCGCACGGGACGGAUCUCACGGUUUUUGCUCCCCUUGGCGCAUCUAGUUCUACCCGUUCAGGUGGUCUGAGUGGAAUCCUCAUUUGAAAUACGGUUGGAAAUCGAGUUAGUGUUGGGGCAACUUGAGUUUGUGUCAUAAAGUUUGGAAACAGGUGUAUCGGUAACACCUGAGUUUGAAGGCAUGGUACCGUACGGUUGUCAACGCUUUUCACGUUAUAAGUACAGUAGUUUCCCCAAAUAAAAUCGUCGAAAAAUAACGGGAUUUUGUGAAUUCAAUCGGAAGGAAGUGGAAGAUAUUUUUUGAAGACCACAACGGAAAUCACAACGUGGGUGGUUAUUGUGAAGGCAGCGUGAUACAGUGUUGAGAGUUAUUGCUUCGUUAGUACAUUGUUCAACAUUUCUCACGUUGUGAUUCAACGUUCCUAUUGAAUUGUUUGAUAAAUAUUCUCGAAAUUGAGUAUUGGAGUCAUAGAGCCUCGAAAAUAUUGAGAGGGUUGAAAUCUAUAUAAAUCAAAGAGAAACACCUGGAUUGAUAUUGUUCAACGUCUCUCACGUUGUGAUUCAACUUUUGUAUUGAAAUUAUUUGAGAAAUAUUCUCAAAAUCAAGCAUUUAAGUCAUUGAAUCCUUGAAAUAUUGAGAGGGUUGAAAUCUAUAUAAAUCAUAGAAAAAUACCUGGAUUGAUACAUAGAGGCAUGAUACAGGGUUAGAGAUCAUAAGUGAACAUUAAUUACAUCCAUAAACAUUUCAUUGAAAUUGUUUUGGAAUACGAAUAGAGCUGGCGUUGGAAGUUUUAUAUUUUGUGAAAUCUGGAGAAAUUUGUGGGUUAUGAUAACAAUUGAGUUUGAAGCGUGUGAUAGCAAUUGAACUUGACGGCAAGAUUAUUGUGGAUGUUUUUGAUAGUAUGAACUAUCAUUCAAACAUUCAUCAUUUACUACUUUCAUGAACAAUUUCUAAGGAAAACCGUUGAAGUAUUGUUAGCGUGAACGGUGGUAGAUUGUGCUGCAAAGAAUCUUGAAGAGUUUGGAGGUUUUGUUUAUAGCUUGAAACACAAGAGUUUCAAAGUUAAAUACAACAGUUUUCAAAAGCAUAUCAACCUGAAAUAGUGUGUGAUCUGUUCAGAAAUGAUUCUCCAUUGCUUUUUGGUUGUCUCAAUCCUGGCAACGAUAGUGUGGGGACUGUUUUAUCAUGAAACAGAAUCUCCAGAUUCGACGGUAGAAAUAAUAUAAUCAAAACAUCGUUUACGUCUACAAGAAUCAUUGUCAACGAUGGGGGAAUAAGUGCUUCAACUUGGUGUUAUUUGCAAAAUAUGUUCAGUGUUCUAGUUAUAUAGUAGAGUGUUCUGGAAACUACGAUUUCUCCGUUGGAGUGGAGUCUUCUCCCCAUAACGAGAAAAUCACCAAGUGCAGUAUAAAUUGAAGACAAUAAAUAGAAAAAUUUCAAUGGACUUGAUCCUACAAUAAUGAUCCAUUUUAACUUUUGACAGACUUUGUAUUAAAAAUGUGUGACAGACUUCUUAGAUGAUAAACAUUCUACAAAUCUUCAAAUAAUUCUUAUGUUGUGUAUAGACUUCAACAACAAAUUUGUAAAAAUAAUUCUAUAUCUUUCAACAUGCAUGACAAUAAUGAUAGUGAUGUUCCAAAUUUCCAUGAUGGAGGACUCAAUGCAAUGGACAAAAACAUUAUGGCAGCUAAAGACCUUACUGCUGCUAUUAUUAGAGAAUGUAUUCUACGCCGGUGAUUCCUUCAAAUAUAACUUUGACUCUCAACUGAACAACUUCGAAAACAGUUCAAAUUGAGUGAGAAAUCAAUAUGGCGGCUCAGUUCGUAUCGGUCGCCAUUUUGAAAGUGUACCUUCAAGAUCGGUGAUAAUUGUUAAUAAAGAAAAAACUUUCAAAUAUCCUCUCCAUCACAUUCUUCUUAUCUAUCCCUCAAUCCCUCUCCAAAUUUUCUCUAAAUUCCGUAAUCACUAUUCAAUCCUGUUUUCCUCUUAGUGUUCCUUCCUACAAACUCCAAUCUUGAGGAUCUUCACAUUAUUUGCUACCACACAUAGUUAUUCUUAAUGGUAAUAUAGGCUACAUUACUAUGUACGCUCUGGGGAUGCGUGUUAUCAACAGUGAUGCUGUGAUGCAGUAUUGAGUGCAACCCAGUUGAUUCUAUUCUCCAUGACAUCUUCAUCAAAUUUGUAACUACAGAUAGUGCGCUCUUACCAUCAAAAACGUUGUAAACAUCGAUACACGGCUUUCUAAAGCUUACUACUGAUAUUGCGCUCCCAAGAUACAGUAUCAAGUACUGUGUUGCCAAAAUGAUUAUCUGAGUGACUGAUCUUAACCUAAAAACGAUGAAUUCCCAAAAAACACUUUGCCAAAAUCAUUGUGUGGGCUACCAUGUGCUGGGUUACCAUGAUAGAUUCCUUGAGCGACUGAUCACAUGCAACAAUUAGUGCGCUUCCGUUGCCAUUCAUGAUACAGUAUCAAGUGCUACGUUACCAGAAUGGAUUCUGUGAUUACAUGCAACAGAUAGAGUGCUCCCGUUGCCCCUCGUGAUACAGUAUCAAGUGCUGCGUUGCCAGAUGAGCUACUGAUCAAAUGCAACAGAUAGUGCGCUCCUGUUGCUAUUUGUGAUACAGUAUCAAUUUCUGCGUUACCAGAAUGAAUUCCAUGAUCAUAUGCUACAGAAAUUACGCUCCCAUUUCCAUGAUUCUGUGAUACACAUGCAACACAUAGUGCGCUCCUGUUGCUAUUUGUGAUACAGUAUCAAUUUCUGCGUUACCAGAAUGAAUUCCAUGAUCAUAUGCUACAGAAAUUACGCUCCCAUUUCCAUGAUUCUGUGAUACACAUGCAACACAUAGUGUGCUCUCGUUGCCAUUCGUGAUACAGUAUCAAGUGCUGCGUUGCCAGAUGGAUUCUCUGGAGCGGCUGCUCGGGCUGCACCCCAAGACGGCUGCAGCCAUAGCGUUGCCGACGGCUGCACUCACACGCAAGGGCAGACAUCUGACGGGCACUUUCUGUCUCUCCGGUGAUACCAUGGAGGGCAUCAUACAGUGCCUUGUUUUUCUCAAAGCUUUCUCGCUGGUCGGUGGGGAGUUUGACAUGGAAUUGAAUUUCAUCAUCCAGGAUGCUCAAAACAUCAGGCACAUGCUCGAGCUACUGGACCACUGUCCACCCAAUUUACAGGCCGAAAUCUGGAGUGUGUUCAUAGCGAUUCUGCGGAAAAGCGUGAGGAACCUGCAGGCUUGCACAGAUGUGGGUCUCAUCGAACAUGUACUGCUCAGGUUAUCACAGGCCGAUGCUGUAGUAGCAGAUCUUCUGAUAGAUAUGUUGGGGGUGCUUGCAUCCUACAGUAUAACAGUCAAAGAACUCAAACUGUUAUUCGGUGCUAUGAAAGCUGUCAACGGAAAAUGGCCCCGCCACACGACGAAGCUCCUCAACGUGCUGAGACAGAUGCCUCAACGCAACGGACCUGAUGUGUUCUUCAGCUUCCCGGGCAAGAAGGGUUCAGCCAUGGUUCUGCCUCCCCUCGCCAGGUGGCCUUACGAGAAUGGCUUCACUUUCACCACGUGGUUUCGACUCGACCCCAUCAAUUCCGUCAAUAUCGAACGCGAGAAACCCUAUUUGUAUUGUUUCAAAACAAGUAAAGGUGUUGGUUACUCGGCACAUUUCGUGGGUAAUUGUCUAGUGCUCACUUCGAUGAAGAUCAAGGGCAAAGGAUUCCAGCACUGUGUCAAAUACGAGUUCCAACCUAGAAAGUGGUAUAUGAUAGCGAUUGUCUACAUCUACAACCGUUGGACGAAGAGUGAGAUAAAAUGCCUUGUCAACGGUCAACUUGCAUCUAGUACGGAAAUGGCAUGGCUAGUCUCAACAAAUGAUCCGUUCGAUAAGUGCUACAUUGGCGCGACACCCGAAUUAGACGAAGAGCGAGUUUUUUGUGGACAAAUGUCGGCCAUUUAUCUGUUCAGCGAAGCGCUUACCACUCAUCAGAUAUGUGCUAUGCAUCGGUUAGGUCCUGGUUAUAAGAGUCAAUUUAGGUUUGACAACGAGUGUCACUUGAGUCUGCCAGACAACCACAGGAGGGUGAGUGCCUCGCAAGGCUCAGAAGUUAGCAUGCAGCUGCACGAUCUCAGACCUGUACUCUACGAUGGUAAAUUGUCGAGCGCAAUUGUUUUCAUGUACAACCCAGUGGCCACAGAUAGUCAACUAUGCCUUCAAUCGGCUCCCAAAGGCAACUCAUCGUAUUUCGUUCACACGCCUCAUGCUCUCAUGCUACAGGACGUAAAAGCAGUGAUCACGCACUCAAUCCACAGCACCCUGAACUCUGUGGGCGGCAUCCAAGUGUUGUUCCCGCUGUUCGCACAACUAGACCUCCCCUACGACUCUGUGGACAACCGACGGGACCCGACUCUUUGCUCGAAACUGCUCGGCUUCAUCUGCGAACUGGUCGAAGGCUCACCGACCGUGCAACAGCACAUGAUACAGAACAGGGGAUUCCUGGUUAUCAGCUACAUGCUGCAACGCUCGUCCAGGGAUCAUCUCACGCUCGAGGUGUUGGGGUCGUUUCUCGGGUUGACCAAGCAUCUGGUCACCUGUUUGUCGGCUAAUAGCGAGUUGUUACUCAAACAGCUUCUGGAUCAUGUGCUGUUCAACCCGGCCCUAUGGAUCUACACGCCGGCUCCAGUGCAGACCAAACUGUACUCGUACCUGGCCACAGAGUUCCUGGCAGACACACAGAUCUACAGUAACGUCCGCAGAGUGUCCACUGUUCUGCAGACUGUACACACGCUCAAGUAUUACUACUGGGUGGUCAACCCACGAGCCAAGAGUGGCAUUACGCCUAAGGGUCUUGACGGCCCCCGUCCAGCGAAGAAGGACAUCCUGGCAGUGCGCUCGUGCAUCCUGCAAUUCCUGAAGCAGCUGAUGAAGGUGGGCUCAGGUGUGAAGGAGGACGAACUGCAGAGCAUCCUCAACUACCUGUCGACGGUCAGGGAGGACGAGAACCUCCAUGAUGUAGUGCAGACGCUCAUUGGCCUCAUGAGUGACCACCCUGCUGCUAUGGUUCCGGCAUUCGACAUGAAAAACGGCGUCCGCUGCGUGUUCAAACUGCUGGCGUCUGAAUCACAGCUGAUCCGUCUGCAGGCGCUCAAACUGCUCGGCUUCUUCCUGAGUCGCAGCACGCACAAGCGCAAGUACGACGUGAUGAGUCCGCACAACCUCUACACACUGCUCGCAGAGCGUCUGCUGCUCAACGAGGACACCCUCACUCUGUCCACAUACAAUGUGCUCUAUGAAAUCAUGACAGAGCACAUCAGUCAGCAGAUACUGUACACCCGUCAUGCCGAGCCGGAGAGCACCUACAGGCUCGAGAAUCCUAUGAUCCUGAAAGUAGUCGCUACACUAAUAAGACAGUCGAAACAGACAGAGCAGCUGCUGGAAGUGAAAAAACUAUUUUUAUCAGAUAUGACACUGCUCUGCAACAAUAACAGGGAAAACAGACGAACUGUUCUCCAGAUGUCGGUUUGGCAGGAAUGGUUGAUAGCAAUGGCCUACAUCCACCCGAAGAACUGCGAGGAGCAGAAGAUCUCAGACAUGGUUUACUCCCUCUUUCGUAUGCUGCUGCAUCAUGCUAUCAAAUACGAGUAUGGCGGCUGGAGAGUGUGGGUUGACACCCUAGCUAUUGUCCACUCAAAGGUGUCUUACGAGGAGUUCAAGCUGCAGUUUGCCCAGAUGUACGAGCACUAUGAACGUCAAAGGUCAGAUAACAUCACCGAUCCAGCACUCAGGCAACAGAGGCCCAUCAGUACCAUCUCGGGCUGGGAACACCAGGCUUCACUGCCCACUGCCAUGUUUCAGGAGAACAGUAUCGACAAAGACGAACAGAUAAGAGAAAUCGAGCAGUCUUGCAAUUGUGAUGCUGAAACUCUGGAAAGUGACGAACCUGAGACCUCUCCAGCUGAUGUUGUGAUCGCCUACGCCCCUCCAGCUGUUGCUCAACUGGAAAACUCCAGAAAUCAACAUCAAGAGGACAUCGAGACAGACACAACCAGCGAUGAACAGAUUGCUGAGUCGAGUGUUUCUGACAACAUCAUUCCGGUUGACAACAUUGCUGAUGUUGUCAAGGAUGAAAUCAUCAAAAGUGUUGAGAAGCCGAGUGAGGAAAGUAUUAAUGCUGAGGUAGUGAAUCAUCACGAGGUUGUGAGGUUGGUUGAGAAAGAGGUUGUAGAUAGUGAUACAUCUGAAGCCUAUUUGACACCAACAGAAAUUGAAAGGAAAGAAGAGGACUCUGAGGAAACUCCGAAAAGUACCUCAGAAAAACUACCGAUCGCCAUCAAUGAGGAGAGUAGUGCAGGUUCUGAGGAGACGACAACUACCUCAAGUAAAGAGCAGGAUGAGGAGGAUGUUGAUGAGGAAGAGGAAGUGGAGGAGGAGGAGGAAGAUGAUGAGGAAGAGGAGGCAGAGGAUGUGAAGAAGGCUGUAGUGGUGGAAGGAGAUGAGAAGGAGGUUGGUGUGAAGACAGAGAAAACAAAUGUGGAGGAAAGUGAUAGUUGCUCAAAUGAUAGUGUUAAGAGUGUUUGUACAGGUGAAGAUGUUGUGGAGAGUAGUGUUGUUGGUGAUACAAGUUCAAAUACUGAAGAAAUUUCCAAAAAGGUUGAUGAUGUCUCAAAGUCUGAUAUGGUGAAGGUAGAAGAUGUUCUUAAGGUACCAGGAGAUGUUGAGAAGGUAGAAAAUGUUCCCAAAGUACCUGGAGAUGUUGAGAAGGUAGAUGAUGUUUCCAAGGUACCUACAGAUGUUUCAGAUGUCUCCAAAGAUGUUCCAAAGGUAUCUGAAGAUGAUUCCAAGGCUUCUGAACCUGUUAAGGCUCAAGAAGAUGUAUCAAAGACAGCUGAAGUUGAUUCCAAGGUUUUAGAAGGUAUACAAGCUGUAACACCGUCUGUUACAGCUGCAGAAGGUGUCUCAUCUCCUGCUGAAGAUGUUACAAAAGCUUCUGAAGUUGUUGAAAAAUUAUCUGAAGAUGCUCCCAAGAGUCCUGAGAAAGUUUCUGAGGUGCCUUCAGUUGUUGAGGCAUCGGCAGAUGUUUCACAGGUGGUAGAGAAGGAUGUUCAAGCUCCUGUAGAUGUUUCGAAGGUUGUAGAAGAGGUUCCCAAUGCUACAAAGGAUGUUUCUGAGGUUUCAGAAGAUGUCUCCAAGGCACCUGUAGAUGUGAAGGUGCCUGAAGUUGCUCCUGAAACAAAAAGUGAUGAGCCAGCAAGUGUUGUACCUGAAGUUGAUCAAGUCAAAGAUGUGCCAAAUGAACAUUCCAGUGACAUUUCAACAGGAACAAACGAGCUUACCAGUCCGUCCAAGGUGUACAGUGAGAUUUCAACAGUUUCUGGUAGCACACAUUUGGUUGACCCACCGAGUACAGACAGUAAUUCGAACAGUGUUGUCAUCGAUGAUACAAGAACUUUGGUAGAUGCAGUUAGCAUGCAGACAGAUGCAGAAGUGCAUCAUGAUGCGACUGAUGUGCAAGUGCAUGAUGAUGCAGUUUUGUCGAGAAGUGUGGCGGUUGGUGUGAAUAGUGUCGGCGAACAGGCUGAAGUCGACCAAGUGGAUGAUUCUGUUGAUGAUGAAGUGGUUCGGACGUCACCUGUUUUGAGGCCUGCGAGUGCCUCUAUGUCAACUCAAGUUGACCCCAUUCAUUUUCAUGACGCCCGUCGAAUGAAGGGCACCAAUCAGAGCGCCCCCAGCAGCGCAGGGGGGAGCUCGUCGCAGGGAGGAGGGCAGAGACCCAUGUUCAGUCCGGGGCCCUCGCGUCCCCCCUUCCGUAUUCCCGAAUUCAAGUGGUCCUACAUUCAUCAGCGGCUACUCUCUGAUGUGCUCUUCUCGUUGGAAACUGAUAUACAAGUGUGGAGAAGCCACAGUACAAAGAGCGUGCUGGACUUUGUGAACAGCGGCGAGAAUGCGAUAUUCGUGGUGAACACAGUGCAUCUCAUAUCACAGCUGGCUGACAAUCUGAUCAUUGCCUGCGGAGGUUUACUGCCUCUGCUGGCUUCUGCCACUUCGCCAAAUAGCGAACUUGACGUAAUGGAGCCGACACAAGGCAUGCCGAUCGAAGUGGCCGUGUCGUUUCUACAACGACUUGUCAACAUGGCCGACGUGCUCGUGUUCGCCAGUUCGCUCAACUUCGGCGAACUCGAGUCGGAGAAGAGCAUGUCGAGCGGAGGCAUUUUGCGGCAAUGUUUGCGACUAGUCUGCACAUGCGCCGUGCGCAACUGUCUCGAGUGCAAGGAGCGGUGCAGGGGGGGUGUGUUGGGGGGUGUUCUCAACACCCCUGGCAACACAGUCUCCGCGCAUGCGCACAAAACGGCCCAUCUGCAGUCGUUGAUUAGGGGUGCACAGACUUCGCCCAAGAACAUUGUCGACAACCUGUCGAGUCAAUCAAGUCCAGUCAAGGACCCCGAGAAACUUCUCCAAGACAUGGAUGUAAAUAGACUGCGGGCAGUCAUCUAUCGUGAUGUGGAGGAAACAAAACAAGCGCAGUUUCUGUCGCUGGCGAUCGUCUACUUCAUCUCGGUGUUGAUGGUGUCCAAGUACCGCGACAUCCUCGAACCCCCCGUCAUGACUGUUCCCCCCAGUCCACCUCUGCCACCUCCACCCAAUCAGCAGAUUCGCAUGAACGGUGCGCACCCUCAGGCCAACCCUCAUCAGCCCGCGGUCGGCGACAGUCCUCCUGACUGUAGCAACGGAUCCCGUCCCCUCUUCCCGCAAUGGUCCCACCACGUCUACCCACAAUUCCUGCCCAACUCCCAUCCCCACUCCUCCACAAUUCCCCCUCAAAACCCCCACAACCACCCCCACCCUCAUCCACAACACAAUAAUAACAAUAAUAUCAACAAUGGAAAAGCAUUGCGUUAUCCCGGCCUAUCACGGCAAGAUGACUCAGAAAUGGAUGUGAUAGUUGUCGAUGAGAGAAAUUCAUCCGUACUAACUGACAGAGAAGAUCUCACUGGACCGCCAUCUAUAAAGAGUCGACAAUCGUUCGUGCAUUCUGGUUACGAUAUCGAUGACCAACGAUAUCGAUCAGCACCGCCCUUACCCUCACGCCAUUCGAUGAAUCAGGGCGGUAACAAGAGCAUAAGUUCGACAGAAGAAGUAAUAUCGGUGAAUUCCCAGCCGGCGUCAGAUGUGGACAGCAACACGACAGAUGACAACAAGAUGUCGCUUUCGAAUUUGGCGGCAAACGACGACAGCUGGACUGAUGUCAACCUCAACGAGGAUCCCAUGAUACCCUCCGAAGACACACGCAAUAUGCACAACAUUUCCGCACAUUCUAGAGGUUCGAUGAUUGACUCAGAAGGCAAUCAGUUGUCGAUCAGUUCGCGAUCGGUGAACGAACGCGGCGAGAAACCGCGAGCGGAAAUCUCAGUCGUCAGGGUGCCCGGGGGUGGAAGUGAGGCGGUUCCGCCUCCAGGGGGUGGUCCCCCGCCACCUCUUCCCCAGGAGCUGCCCCAGACCAGGGGGCCUUUGCCGCCCCCCUCGUCAAGGGAGGCAAGCCUCACGCAGAAGCUGGAGACUGCCCUGGGGUCGGUGUGUCCCCUCUUGAGGGAAAUUAUGGUCGACUUCUCGCCGUUUUUGUCGAAAACUCUGGUCGGAUCACAUGGACAGGAGUUGUUGAUGGAGGGCAAAGGUGAGCUACUGUCCCAUGCCAUGAAAGACCAUAUAGUGAGAGUGGCGAAUGAAGCUGAAUUCAUACUGAAUCGUAUGAGGGCUGAUGACGUCAUGAAACAUGCUGAUUUCGAGACACAAUGCGCCCAAACGUUACUAGAUUGCAGAGAAGAGGAGAGGAUGUGCGACCAUCUUAUUACGGCUGCUAGAAGGAGAGACAACGUUAUAGCUGGUAGACUGCUGGAGAAAAUAUGCAACAUUCUGUCAAACAAACAUGGAGCCUGGGGGUAUUCGGACUCCUCUGCUGUUAAGAACGAAUUCUGGAAGUUGGAUUCGUGGGAGGAUGAUGCCCGGAGACGAAAGAGGUUUGUGCACAAUCCGCGAGGCACAAGUCAUCCACAGGCGACGCUGAAGGCCGCCCUGGAGCAUGGAGGCGCUCCUGAGGACGCCAUUCAUCAGGCCUGCACCGAGUUUCAUGCUCAACUGGUGGCUUCGCACACACAGCAAGGGCAGAGCAAUGAUCUGAUGGAUGAUAACGAAUUGCCUGAUGACAGGGAAUUGGAUGUCGAUCUAGUCGGUCCAGUGAAUAUAAGCACGAAAGCCCGCCUGAUAGCGCCUGGUAUAGUGGCUCCCGGAAUGGUGUCAAUCACAUCUUCGGAGCUCUACUUCGAAGUGGAUGAGGACGACCCUGAAUUCAAGCGGAUAGAUCCUGAGGUACUGAAGUACUGCGAUCACCUACACGGAAAAUGGUUUUUCACGGAAGUGAGAGCGAUUUUCUCCAGACGAUACCUUCUCCAAAAUGUGGCCAUCGAGAUUUUCCUUGCCAGCAGAACGUCGAUAAUGUUCGCCUUCCCGGACCAGUCGACGGUGAAGAAGGUGAUCAAGGCCUUGCCCAGAGUGGGCGUUGGCAUCAAAUACGGCAUCCCCCAGACGAGGCGUGCGUCGAUGAUGUCGGCGCGACAGCUCAUGCGCAACUCGAACAUGACGCAGAAGUGGCAACGGCGCGAAAUUUCGAAUUUUGAGUAUUUGAUGUUCCUCAACACUAUUGCUGGUCGCACAUACAAUGACCUGAAUCAGUACCCAGUGUUCCCCUGGGUGUUGACCAACUACGAGUCCAAAGAAUUGGAUCUCAGCGUUCCGUCCAAUUACAGAGAUCUAUCCAAGCCAAUCGGAGCACUGAAUCCGAGUAGAAGAGCCUACUUCGAGGAGCGCUACAACUCAUGGGACCACUCGGAAAGUCCCCCCUUCCAUUUUGGAACCCACUACUCCACGGCUGCCUUUGUACUCAACUGGUUGAUACGAGUGGAGCCGUUUACGACAAUGUUCCUAGCACUGCAAGGAGGAAAAUUCGACCAUCCGAAUCGGUUAUUCUCGUCAAUCGCCAUGUCAUGGAAAAACUGCCAACGUGAUACGUCUGAUGUGAAGGAACUAAUUCCAGAGUUCUUCUUUCUGCCUGAGAUUCUUGUGAACUCGAACCGCUACUGUCUGGGCCAACAGGAGGAUGGGACGGCGGUGGGGGAUAUCGAAUUGCCCCCUUGGGCUUCAUCCCCCGAAGAGUUCAUCCGAAUCAAUCGUAUGGCAUUGGAGUCGGAAUUUGUUUCAUGUCAACUCCACCAAUGGAUUGAUCUUAUUUUUGGAUACAAACAGAGAGGACCUGAAGCUGUGCGAGCAUCUAACGUAUUCUAUUACCUUACCUAUGAGGGAAGCAUAGACAUGGAUUCCAUCACAGAUCCGGUUAUGAGAGAGGCGAUAGAAGAUCAAAUUAGGAAUUUUGGACAAACACCGUCUCAGUUACUUCUAGAGCCUCAUCCUCCACGCAGCUCUGCUAUGCACCUUAGUCCUAUGAUGUUCUCGAGCGUACCGGAGGACAUCUGCAUGAACAUGAAGUUUCCGUCCAACUCGCCGAUCUGUCACAUUUCGGCCAACACCUACCCCCAACUGCCCCUCCCCUCUGUCGUCACAGUCACCUCCAAUCAGCAGUUCGCAGUCAACCGGUGGAACUCCAAUUAUGCCGCCUCCGUUCAAUCGCCGAGCUACGCUGAAACGCCCGCCAACCAGACGACUAAUCAGCCACUAACGAUGGACCCAGUGCUGCUGCAGACGGCGAACAACAACAACAACGCGUUGCGACGUCAUCUUGGCGACAACUUCAGCCAAAAACUGCGCAUCCGCUCCAACUGCUUCGUCACAACUGUUGACAGCCGAUUCCUCAUUGCAGCCGGAUUCUGGGACAACUCGUUCCGGGUAUUCUCCACUGACACAGCGAAAAUCGUGCAGAUCGUGUUUGGCCACUACGGCGUGGUGACAUGCCUGUCGCGGUCGGAAUGCAACAUCACGUCUGACUGCUACAUCGCGAGUGGCUCGGCCGACUGCACGGUGCUGCUCUGGCAUUGGAAUGCGCGCUCGCAGACGAUUGUGGGCGAGGGUGAAGUGCCCACCCCUAGGGCCACCCUCACCGGCCAUCAGCAACCCCUCGCCGCACUAGUCAUAUCGGCCGAGUUGGGGCUUGUCGUGUCCGGCUCUAUCGCUGGUCCAGUGUUGGUUCACACGACCUUCGGUGACCUUCUGCGCUGCCUGGAGGCGCCACUGGGCUUUGUGAGCCCCGAGAACAUCGCCAUGUCACGUGAGGGUGUCAUCGUCGUCAACUAUGAACGUGGCAACAUCGCCGCCUUUACUAUCAACGGCAAACGGCUCAGACACGAGAGUCAUAACGACAAUUUACAGUGUCUGUUAUUGAGUCGUGACGGAGAGUACUUGAUGACUGGAGGUGACAAAGGAAUAGUGGAAGUGUGGCGCACUUUCAACCUGGCCUUACUCUACGCAUUUCCAUCUUGCGAGAGCAGUGUCCGAUCUCUUGCUCUGUCGCAUGAUCAAAAAUUCUUGCUGGCGGGUCUGGCAAACGGAUCAAUAGUGAUGUUUCACAUUGACUUCAACAGAUGGCACCACGAGUUCCAACAGCGCUACUGAGCCAUGCUUCACUUCUAUAUAUCAAGGCCGUCUCAUCAGAAAUACUGGCCCAGAUGACAUCAUUGAACAAUACUCAUUUGGGAGUAUUUGUACAUUGAAUAAUACUUCAAGGAGAUUCAUUGCAUUGAAUAAUACUCUUUCAUGAGUAUUAGUGCAUUGAAUAAUACUCUAUUAGAAGUAUUGGUGCAUUGGUCCUCUAUUAGGAGCAUAAGUGCAAGAAUUUUCAAUGAUCGGAUUUCUAAACAAAUUAUUGAUUUUCCAAUAGCAAAGUGAACAUAACACAUUAUAUUGAUGAGUGACCGAAUAUUUAUAUUCUUAUACAAGACUAUUCAAUCAUUGUAAUUUUCAACAAGACAUUGGUGUUCCAAAAUUAGAGAAAUAUGACAUUGAUGAAAUAUGAAAAGUACCUAUUGAUGUUCUGUUCUAUCAGGAUAGUGAUAAGCAAUGAAAGAUUGUAUAAUACGAGUAAUUACAUUAUUAAUGUUUAAUGGUCAGAAUUUUACUCAUUUUUGAGUAUUUUUGCAAGACUAUUGAACUCUAGCCAAGAUUUUAACCGGAAUAAAUAUACAUUCUAUCGAAAUAAUGACAUUGUUCAUAGAACAUGUUCUUGAAAGAGUUGACAUUCUAUAAAACAAGUAUUGUCAUCAUACAGUUCCCCGAUGUUGAAUAAGAGUACUAUAAUAAUAUACUCUGUAAUAUGAUAUACCGGUAUGGUAUAAAAACACCUCACUCACUUGGCUACUUUUUAACAAAUUAAUAAAAACAGUAUAAAAAUCUUGAAGUACCCUUUAUUUUUUAAAAACUUUGAAAUCGUUCAACAACUAGUAUCGACCCUAACUUAGAUCAUUUUCAAGUUGAAAAUUAAAAAAAAAUAAAGUCUACUUCAAGAUUUCUAAAUUGUUUUUAUCAAUUCGGUACCGGUAUGGUUAGUAUACGGUAUAUUAUAAAUACAGUACCGAGGCUUAUUAAAUCAGAGUUUGGAUCAGAAUACCACCUUUAUACAGGAUAGAGUGCUCUGGAAGAUUAAUGAUUAAAUUAAGAUAAAGAUUAAAUUUGAUAUCCUUUACAAGAUUGUAAUAUUCUAGAGAUUCAAUCAUAGAAUGUUAUUCACAUCAUCAUUGAGUUAUACCCAAAUAAGGGUAAUAAUAAGAAAUUAUUGACUUGAAAUAUCCCUUUGGUUUUGAAGACAAUUUUGGUGAGUUAUUUCAAAUUUUUAUAGAAAUUUGUGAUUUAUUUUCAACAAUAAAAAAAAUAGUAGAUCAGUUCAAGAUAAUGAAUGUAUUCAACUUGACUUUUCAAUCUUGACUUCAACGGUUUUUAUGCAUACAAUGCAAAAGAUUAUGUGUGAUGCUUUGAGAAAGAAAUAACUUGACAGGAAAAUAUGAUAAUUAGUAUCUUUUCUGAAUGAACUAUCGUUUGUAUGCAGUAUGAUGCAUAUACUAAUUAUUAAUGUCAUGUAUAUAAAUUUUAGCAUCAAAUGGAGGAAUAAAUAUUUAAUUGAUUAUUUAUACAAUAAAUUUUAUUGUAAACCCACAUUACUGUGUUAGAUUGUACUUAAUCGACUAUUAGUGAAAAUUGACUGUACUUAAAAGGAAAAAAUGUUUAUUUAUUCAAUAUUAUUCAGAUAUUCACUUUAUUAGUAUCUGUGUUUUUGUGGUAAUUUAAUGUACUUAUUUACAAUAUGAUGUAACUUAUAUGGUCUGUGUACAUUGUUAAGGUACCUAUUUAGAAUGAUAUCUCUAAAUGUGGGCACACACUUGACAAAUUUCAAACAAGCAUUUUUGUAUAUUAAUACAAGAAAACAUGUUUUGAAUAGCUUCAAACCAAUACAGUGUAAUGUCUUUGACAAAGCGAUCAUGCUUUGUACUUGGAUCUUGAGAGUAACUUAUCUUGUAACUUAAUUGUGAACUUCAAAAGUACUUAAUUGUUGUGAUAAUUUAUUGUGAGGUUGUGUAACUUUUUGUGGAACUCGACAUUCUGGUUUGUAACUUUAAUUUCCCCAAUAAAUGAUUUUCCAAUUUCAAAAGCAUCAACUUUCUCGCCGUUAUAUUACUUGACUGCGUUCUUGGAUGAAAAUAUUUACUUGCAAUAAUUAUUUUUAUAAACUUGUCGUUUUUGUCCUAUUAUGUGGACUCCGAGAUACAAGGCAAAGUGUGACAUUUUCAUCAAUAGACAUUUUAAUUUAUAACGUAUGUAUCAUAAAUGAUUAGAUGAUGGGAUUUUCAUGAACGGAAAUUACUAAAAAUAUAUUUAAUUUGAAAAUCUGACCAAUCAAAUGUAGGCCUAUUAUCUACAUAUCUACCUAUUGGAACCGUUUUGGGCUUAUAAGCCUUGGUACUUUUCUGUAAGUUGAGUGAUUCUGAAUGAUUAAAUAAAUAAAUUAUCUGAAUAUCAGUUUCCUCCAUCGCACUCUUUCAUAAUUAUCAAUUGAAAUUUGACCAAUCAUUUUUUUCCCUUGAAUAUCUUGCUAUUAUGUUUAUCAAUAUUUUUUCAAUUAUUGUAUAAAAGAUUCGUCCCUACUAGAUUCAACAUAAAUAUUAUGAAUAAAUAUAAUUUGAGAUAGUUAUGAUAGCUGAAUAUAUUAAUUAAGAAAUACAUUUUAUUUGUUACCAGUAUUUUUGGCACCAGUAGUUUUAAAGGUUUUAGAACAAUCAAUUUAGAAAUUAUUUUGUAACUCUCAUUCUCAAUUUGAAAUUAUUUUCUCCCUGUGUUUCAAUCACCAUUUUUACUCUUAAUAAACAGAAAGGGCAGACAAAAUUUACAUAGUAUCAUAUUUGAAAAUUGAAAUAUUAUUGGUUAUAAACUAUGGAAUGUCUCCUUCAACUAUAGAUCAUUUUUUCCUGCUAGAUUGCAUUUCUGCCAAAAAAAAACAAAACUAACAAUCUUUUGUACAAAUAUUUAUCAUUUUGAACUCAAAAAAUUUCAUUUCAAAUUUAUUAUGAAAGCUUACCAUUAAACUACUUAAUUUGUGUUUAUUUUUUAUUAUAAUGAGUUUAUAGUUCUACUGUGUGCCAUACAAUGAAAAAUAUACUUGUAUGUUUUUAUAGGUACUUGUACUAGCUUUAUCCAGUAUUUUUGUCAAAAAUUUCAUGUUAUUUUCAUGUUUAAAAUUUUAUUUUUUGGUUAUGGUAUGUAUUUGAACAGGGUGGUAUUCAAAAUAUUGCUAAAUUCUAUGGUCUUUAUAUUUUAUAUUUUUUGUCUUUUUUAGAUUAUUCUUAUCUAAUAAAGUGUCUAAUUCUUCACAUUCCAUAAAACUGUGAUGAGCAAUUCAUUCCCUCCAUAAUUAAUUAUUAUGUGUUUAUUUUUGAAAAUUGUUAAUUUCUCAAACUAUUAUUUAGGUUGUAAGAAAGUACUACAAAAUGAUCCCCUCUCUAAGUGAAAACAUAAAUAUUGAUUUAUUCAUUUCUAAUACACGAUAGUUGCAUGUAAUAUAGGGAUUAAUAAAUAAAAAACUUGAAAAAUAUUUAUUAUUAUUGUAUUGCAUUUAAUCAGUUUGGUUCAGUAUUUUCAUUUGUGUUGCAUUUAUGUAAAUCAGUAUUAGUUUUAUUCUGAAAUUGAUAUAUUUUAUUUUCGUGAAAAUGACUAAGAAUUGGUUUUUAUCCCAUAAAUGUUGAAGAUAUUUAAAAAAAAAUCUUCAAUGAAAUCUAAUUCUGUAGAGCUCUUUCUAGAAUUCUAGAAUUGUUUUUUGUGUUUUUUUUAGGAGUUACUUAAUUUUACGAUGCACAUAUCACCAUUUUAAAUAAUUUCAGACGUUUGAAAAUUUCUUUAAAAAAAAUAUAGAUUCAAUAUUCUGAAAUUAAUAUUUAUUACACUGACAUCGUGUUUUAAAUUAUAAUAAAAAUUGAUUGAUUGCACCUUUUUGAUUUUAUCCCACUUUUCGAAUAUACAAUAGAUUAUCUUUGAUUGUUUGAAGUAUUGUAAAUUUAUUGCAAUAUUUCAAGUAUUGAAUGAGCUCCGCUAAGACACAUAUAGUCAAAAUUGAGUUUCUCUCACUUUGUGGUUAAGUUCUUAUACGGUUGUGCAAUAGGUUGAACUAAGUUUGAAAUAAGUUCUAAAGUUUGAACUUUACCAGAUCCAAUAGAAUUACUUAGUCAUACUUACAGAUGAGAAAUGAAGAAUUUAUGCAUAGAUUUAUCAAAUACGUAAAUUUUAUAGUAUUAUUUUAAAAAUAGAGUAUAAUAUAUUUUGAAAUAUAAGUUUUAUCGAUUUUGACUUGCGAUUUGAAUAUUGUAAAAAUAGAGAUUUUGAUCAAAAUAAAUCCUCAGUUUUA
This is a messenger RNA of Nilaparvata lugens (brown planthopper), 17330 nucleotides long. RefSeq names its product neurobeachin. Gene Ontology annotation, biological process: intracellular protein localization. NCBI's taxonomy places the organism in Eukaryota, Metazoa, Arthropoda, Insecta, Hemiptera, Delphacidae. The record is from RefSeq and is a predicted model, not a curated record. Gene Ontology annotation, cellular component: membrane; cytosol. Gene Ontology annotation, molecular function: protein kinase binding.